Messenger RNA from Astyanax mexicanus (Mexican tetra), 967 nucleotides. It is a transcript of the gene rln3a, whose product is annotated as relaxin 3a. Gene Ontology annotation, cellular component: extracellular region. The record is from RefSeq and is a predicted model, not a curated record. Bases 224 to 682 code for a protein of 152 amino acids. The transcript has 2 exons. NCBI's taxonomy places the organism in Eukaryota, Metazoa, Chordata, Actinopteri, Characiformes, Acestrorhamphidae. Gene Ontology annotation, molecular function: hormone activity.
GCCUGGAAGGUGCCUGUGUGUGUGUGUGUGUGUGUGUGUGUGUGUGUGUGCGUGUGUGUCUGUGUGUGCUCAUCAAACCCCUUUAUAAGGGUGGCCUGAGAUUCAAAACCAUCAGAAACCUCCACACCCAACACAGAUCCAGACCCAGCUUCCUUCAUCAGAAGAUCUGAGACUGACCACCUGACGCCCUUCUUUUCCUCGUCUCUUCACCUUCCGCUCCGCGAUGUGGAAAGCUGCAGUUCUGGCUACAUGUCUGUUACUGGCUGGAGUGAAGGCGAUGAAUGGGCCCACGUAUGGGGUCAAGCUGUGCGGCCGUGAGUUCAUCCGUGCGGUCAUCUUCACCUGUGGAGGCUCUCGCUGGAGACGCUCCAUCAUGAGCUCAGAUGAUCUUGCUCUAGACCCAUUCUCCACAGAAGACAGAGACGCCUCAGACGGCUGGCCUCUUCCCUCUGGUCCAGAGAUGCUCGUCCAGCAGCAGGAUGCCGAGGCCACCUCUUUGGGACUGUCCCGCAGCAGGCAGGAGGGCACAGUGUUCAACCGUCCUGCGCGCUCCAUCCUGUCUGAGGAGGUUCUGGAGGCCCUGCGUACAUCCAGCAGGAAGGGCCGGGACGUGGUGGUGGGACUGUCUAACGCCUGCUGCAAGUGGGGCUGCAGCAAGAGCGAGAUCAGCUCCUUGUGCUGAAAGUGCUUGUGUGUGUGUGUGUGUGUGUAAGGCUGUGCAUGUAAGGUUGUGUGUGUGUGCGUACGUGUCUGUGUGUCUUCCUGUUUUCACAGACAGUUUGAGAUUGCUGCUACUGUUAACUGUGUGAACUUUUUUUGCUUUAUAAUGACACGUGGGCUCAUGCCCUAAAUUGCCCUCUGUUUGGAUUUUAAUUUAAAUGUGUUCUUAUGGUCGCUACUGAGCACAAAAUGUAUUUCAUUGUUUUAUAAUAUGGUGAACUCUUGAAUAAAGACAUUGUUGAAUCAA